AUGACUUCUUCAUCCCUUUGCCUCUUCUUCUCCUCAUUUCUCCUCUCAAUCCUCUCCCUCUCUUUAGCAAAACCCCAUGCUCUCCUACUCCCCGUCCAAAAAGACCAAGCUACCCUCCAAUAUGUAACCCGUAUAAAUACCCGUAUCCCUCUUGUCCCUCUCAAAUUAGUAGUAGACCUCGGCGGCCGAUACCUCUGGGUCGACUGCGACUCAGACUACGUAUCCUCCUCCUACCGUCCUGUAAACUGCCACACUCCAGAAUGCAACUUGCAACAGCCUGUCGAGGGCUGCACUGACUGCAAUAUGGUUCAUCGCCCCGGCUGCAACAAAAAUGCCUGCAAUGGCAUGCCAGAGUCCCCAACGUUCGGCACCUUCGGCGAGCUCGCCCAAGAUGUCUUCGCCUUUCAAUCAACCGACGGCUACAAUCCCGGUCCUGUUGUCAAUACUUCAAACUUCAUUUUCUCCUGUGCACCACGUCACCUACUCAAAGGCCUUGCCCAAGGCGCCAGUGGCAUGGCCGGCUUGGCACGGAACCGAAUCGCAUUGCCGAUUCAGCUGGCGGUCGAAUUCAGGCUGCGACCAAAGUUCGCGAUUUGCCUCUCGCCCUCGACGUCAUCUGAUGGCGUCAUUUUCUUUGGUGAGAUUCCUUAUAGCUUUAUCCCCAGUGUGCAAGGCUCCCUGUUUAUGGUCACCACUCCACUUAUUACCAACAACUAUAGCACCGCAAAAUCCUAUACGCUUGGAGAGAGAUCAGUCGACCACUUCAUCAGAGUGACCUCCAUCAAAGUCAAUGGGAGAGUUGUGCCGGUGAACAAGGAGCUGCUGAAGAUCGACAGGCUAGGCAUUGGUGGGACAAAGAUUAGUACUACGGCUCCCUAUACUUUAUUGGAGACAUCAAUUUAUAAAGCAGUGACUGUUGCAUUUGACACCGCAAUGAACAAGAGCAAUAUUGAGAGGGUGGCCUCAGUUGCUCCUUUUAAGCUGUGUUAUAGUGCUGCGGGCAUCCGUAGCACAAACACUGGACCUGCGGUGCCUACAAUUGAUUUUGUGCUGCAUAGUGAUAAUAUUCGAUGGAGGAUUUGGGGAGCAAAUUCGAUGGUUGAGGCAAAGGAAGGAGUAUUGUGCCUCGGAUUUGUAAAUGGAGGAGUAAAAAUGAGGACACCAUUUGAUGGAGGAGUGAAAUCGAGGACAUCCAUUGUCAUCGGAGGGCAUCAAAUUGAGGACACCCUGGUUCAGUUUGAUCUCAAACAAAGGAUGUUGGGAUUUAAUAGUCUGCGUGUUUGGGGGUCAACCUGUGCAAAUUUUAACUUUACAGCCAACCCAAUGAAAAAGAGUAAAAAAUUAUUGGAAGAAUCUUGGAUGGAGCAGCCGAAGUUCGCGAUUUGCCUCGCCCCCUCUACUGCUUCUGACGGUGUCAUUUUCUUCGGCGACGGGCCUUACAACUUCAUGCCCGAUUAUGACUUAUCCCAGUCUUUUAUCUACACUCCGCUGAUCAUCAACAACGUGAGCACCGCCAACUCCUAUGUAAAAGGAGAGAGAUCGGUCGAGCACUUUAUUCAGGUGAAGCACAUCAAGGUGAAUUGGGAUGUCGUGCCGGUGAAAGCAUCGCUGCUGGAGAUCGACAGAGAAGGGAGAGGGGGGACGAAGAUCAGUACUGUUGCUCCCUAUACUGUGAUGGAGUCGUCUAUUUACAAAGCCGUGGCCGACGCAUUUGCUGCUGGAAUGAGCAAGGAUAAGGUCAAGAGUGUUGCCCCCGUUGCUCCUUUUAAGCUGUGUUAUAAUGCUGCGGACAUCGUGAGCUCCGGCACUGGGCCCUCAGUGCCUCCGAUCGACCUCGUGUUGCAUAAUCAUCACGUUGUUUGGAGGAUUUACGGGGCGAAUUCGAUGGUGGAAGCGAAGAAGGGAGUUUUGUGCCUCGGAUUUGUGGAUGGAGGAGCGAAACCGAGGACCUCGAUUGUCAUCGGAGGGCAUCAGAUUGAGGACCACCUGCUUCAGUUUGAUCUGAGGAGGAAGAGGCUGGGAUUUACUUCUUCUCUGCUCCUUAAGCGGACGAGCUGCGCAAAAUUCAACUUUACGGGAAAGCUCUGAAUGUUUUAUCUUGAUUAGCUCAAGAGAUUGCUGUGAUGAAAUGCGCUGUUAGGAAAAGUUGUGA
Molecule: messenger RNA, 2152 nt
Organism: Asparagus officinalis (garden asparagus)
Lineage: Eukaryota; Viridiplantae; Streptophyta; Magnoliopsida; Asparagales; Asparagaceae
Product: basic 7S globulin-like
Exons: 3
Coding region: 1-2088 (695 amino acids)
Biological process (GO): proteolysis
Molecular function (GO): aspartic-type endopeptidase activity
Source: RefSeq, a predicted model, not a curated record